Messenger RNA from Neocloeon triangulifer, 6740 nucleotides. RefSeq names its product microtubule-associated protein futsch (gene Ncoa6). The transcript has 10 exons. The coding region runs from base 177 to 5546 and encodes 1789 amino acids. Gene Ontology annotation, biological process: positive regulation of transcription by RNA polymerase II. Gene Ontology annotation, cellular component: histone methyltransferase complex; nucleus; transcription regulator complex. NCBI's taxonomy places the organism in Eukaryota, Metazoa, Arthropoda, Insecta, Ephemeroptera, Baetidae. The record is from RefSeq and is a predicted model, not a curated record.
UCCUGAUUGAUUUGCGCAUGUCAGUUGGGAACUUUGCAAAUGGCGUCACUUGUUAUUGUUCCAUGGCGUUUGUGAAAUCGUCCAAAUUAUGACAGUUUUUCCCUUGUACAAAGGCAGUUCAACUGUUCAUAAGGGUAACACAUUGGUGUGAUUUUUCAUGCAUUCGUUAGAGCUUAAUGGCCGCAGAUAGUGAUGGCGAUGUCAUUGAAACUGUGGUCACUUGCAAAGGAAAUUUAGAAGAUCCUGACUUUCAAGAAAAGUUCGACGGGUUUAUCUCCAAUCUUGGAGAUCUGCUAUGUUCCAGUGAGAGUGGUUCUCUAAAAGUCAAUAAAGUGGAGCCAUGGAAUUCUGUGCGUGUAACACUUUCCAUCCCCCGUGAUGCUGCUCACCGGCUGCGUCUCUUGGCUCAACAAGGUCAUCAGGCCCUUCGCUCUCUGGGAAUUCUCUCUGUGCAAGUGGAAGGUGAUCAGAUCAUUUCUCUCACCAUCGUGGGUCGAAAUGACGAGCCCCAAGAGAUCAGUCUGCAGCCAGCAACACCCGUGGCUUCGGUGCCUGCGGCCAACGAGUUGCCUGCUCCAGUCAGUUCCGUGGUCAACCAUCGACCAGCAGCAUUUCCAGCGGCUGAAGCUGCACCACCGCCCACCCAGGUCACAGCAACAGCAACACCCAGCGUGCCUGUUGCCACCUUCACAGCAGCUGUGACCAACAAUGUUGCUCCGAACGUGGUUGCUCCUGUCAACGAGCCAAUCCCGUUCUCCCCUAAAACGGCCGCCCGACCGCCAGGCAGCUACGGCCCAUUUCCCUUUGCCAGCAUGACGCAUGCGGCGACGGCCAUGCAGAAUCGAGAGUCUCAGCACGGAACGGCCACUCGCUUCCCGUUCAACCCACCUCCGCCCUACCCUGGCAGCAACGCGCAGCCCCCGGUGCCGGCAGUCCAACCGGCCGCCGUCCCAGCGUCUUCUCAGCCUUCACCGGUGGUCAACCACUUCCAACAGAAUGCGCAAAAGGUUGCUUCAAGCAUUGCCAACCACGUGGCCAAGGCCGCUUCGGCCACCAACAACUGUGUUGCUUCAUCGGCAAGUGCCGCCAACGUAGCCCUUUCUAGCCCCCUGCUGGUAAACCUUUUGCAAAACGACGCCCCGACGCCUUCGAAAAUGCUUCCGCCACAGGCAGACAAGAAGAAGGCGGCCGCCACCAAGAAGGUGAAGAGAAAAGAGGGCGACGGUGCUUCGCCGCCAGCGUCUCCCUUGCAGCAGCCACCUGACCAGCCACAGUUCAGUAUUUCAAUGCCUUCACUACCAAACAUCCCCAACCUGAAUUUAUCUCCGCCCCCUGCGGCGGCGGCGACUGUGUCCGAGACGCGUCAGGCCGCUCCUCUCCGACCGUCACCUCCACCCCCAUACGCGGCCCCAAGCCGCCGAGUCCCAGCCCCUGUUGUAAAUCAAGUUGUGCCUUCAUCCCCCACGUCAGAUUCCUCAUCGACCUGGACUCCUAGUCAGAAGGAAGCGAGUCCGCCGCCCAUCACCUCCCGCGGCAAGCGGCGUCAGUUUCUGAUAAACCCGCUCACUGGACAUCUCGAGCCCAUGCCCAGUGACAGCAGCUCCGAGAGCGAGCACGACGAGCCGCCCUUGGAGCCCUUCUCGUUUGUCGACCGCUCCAACUCGGGUUUCUCGGAUGAGGACGAGUCCAACGUGAGCACAGUGUCACGCAAGGAAACGGACCAGUCUGACUCGGAGGCCAAGUCGAACGCCAGCACCGACUCAACGAGCAAGAAACUGCUUCGGGACACGCUGCAGGCGUUGCCUGAGUUUGGCGAGAAGAUCAAACUGCGCCUCAAGUUGGAGAAGAGCGAGCCCGUGACGCCAGCUUACAAAGUAGACGUGUCUUAUGUAAAUGUUCCCCCCGUGAAAAAGGUCGUUGAGAGACCCCUGCCCCAAAAUAGCAGACUGUUCGCUGGUCUUACGGCCACGGCCGGCGCCCCUGCGGCCCCCAACCCACCCAGUUCGCCACUUGGCGAGCAGCCCCGCGUACCUCCGCUGCACAUAUCGCUGCGAGGACGAAACGCGGCCGUCGUCGUCAACAGUCGCAGUGAUAGCAAAGAACAAUCGUCGCCGUCGCCCAAGAAGUUGGGCAGUGGUGGUGGUGUUAGUGGUGCCGCCGUGGGCGGAUUGACUGCGAGUGAAGCUGAAAGGACAGCCAAGCGCAAGGUGAACCGCACCAAAGUGAAAGACGGUGAAAUCAGAAGUCUGUCGACCAACCUGCUGACGGCGGCGGUUGGUCAAGAAAUACAACCAAUUGUGGUCAAGAAAAAACAGUCGAGAACGAACAGCAAAAGUGGCGUCGACGCGGAAAAGGUCGGUGUCGCGCUCACGGUGCCUCCUAAGGGCCCCGGAAGGCCCGACGUCAAGUUGGAGCAGAACGAAACUCCUGCUUUGGAGGUGCCCGAGGCAAAGGUUGAGGAAAUCAAAGAGGCUGACAAGCAGGCCAAGAUCAAAAAGGUCAGGCGGAAGUCGUCGUGUGGCGGCGAGCAGCGUGAGCAGAACCUGCUUUCCGGCGGCGGAAUUGUCGGCGAUGAGCCCAUUGACGAGGAGACCAGGGCUAAGAUGCUGCUGGCGCGAAAAUCGAGACGCUCGGCUGACGGCAAGUUGAUCAGCAGCAGCCCCAAGGAAAGUAAUGCUCCAGCGCCGCCAGAGCCUUCUGUGGAGAAUGGUGUCGCAAGAAGCAAAGGGUUUCUCGAGGGCGACUCUCACCUGGAAAGGAGGGAUAGCCUAGAGGAGGAAAAACCUAUUGUUAAGGAUCUCAGAUUAACAGCUCCAAUUUCUGUGAAAGUUUUGUCACGGAGUAACCCCCAAGAAUCGGGCCUAAGCCUUUCGUCCUCUCUCACUCAGGAACUCGACCCCGGCCUCCUACCCCUGUCGCCCUCUUCCUCCUACAAUCUAAAGCAUAGCGACACUUCUGUGAUAUUAACCGAAAAGAGCCAGCCGCCAAAGGGUGGCAAGGAAGAAAAACCCAUGAAACACCACUUAAACCUACCCAACACAAUCACAGCCAUCGCAAAGCCCUCUCCGAACUGCAACAAGGUGAAGCAGAGUGGCGUCAGCGGUGGCGAACCGUCGGCCAAGUACAGGAAGGUUGACGCGCACCCCUUGGACACGGACCUAGUGGUCAAUGACAGAAAAGUCUCCCUGGCAAAUUUGAAGAAGAUGGCGUCAAAACCUCAGAACGCCUCGGAAAGCAGCUACUCAAAGUUGACGAGAAUCGCGGAAAGCCUUAAGGACAACAAGGAAUCAAGCGGCGUGACCCUUCCACUCCCAUCUAUUGACAUAUCCGUCAUGAAUUCGAAGAUCUCGGCCGCUGUGAAAGAUGAGAAGUAUUUAAUCAAGAGGGAAACGCCUGUCACUAGUCUAGAGGCUGAUAAGCCUGCACCUCAGCAGGCUAAGACUUCGGAGCGCGUUGAGAGUCCCAGCAAUGGAGGCAACGGCGCUCAUGAGUCUGGAAACACUCAGGGCGAGGAUUCUGGGAUUGAGUCGAUGGACGCGCUGUCAGAGAAAAGUCCAAACCAAGGGGAGAGUCCGCUACGUAAAGAGGAGAAGGACGAGCCUCCUGUUGCCGAGGAGAAAAGCAGCAGCGAAACCACGGUGCCUUCAGUCGAAGAAGCCAAACCUGAGCCCAAAUGCCCAGAACCCAAGGCUGUGACCAAGGAAGGGCCUGAGCCGGCAGAGGUCAAACCGGAAGCCAAGGAUCUUCGUUCUUUGGCCGCCAACUCAAAGCUGGCGGCCGCUCUAAGUGACAUGCCGGCUGUGUUUUUGCAGUCUGCGCCUCGAACGGCAGAAGGGGCGGCUGCCUUCAACAUGAGGUCGCCCAAGUUGAUGCCCAUCAAACUCGUGAAGCUGCCUUCUAACGCCACUUCCGGUCAAGCCUUACUGGAGCUAAGCAUCCCCAAGUCAGAAGCCUCCUCGUCGACGGCCAGUCCGGUCAAAAUCUUGGUGCCCAAGAUGUCUCCCAUGAAGACACCGACGAUGACCGCGGUUGUGGUCAAAUCUGUAGUGGUGACCUCGGCGUCCAACAUGAUCAACAUGGUGCGCACGGCCUCGGUACAGAACGAGUCCAAGGAUGACGGGCAAAUAAGGUGGAUCCCCACAAGCACCGUCAGCAGCGUCCUCCCUCCACCCCCACCUCCAACCACCUCAUCAGCCUCUUCAAUGUUGACACCACUAGCUGAUGAUUCACUAGAAGAUGAUCUUCAACCCUUCAGAGUCACUCCUGCCCUUUACACAUACUCAAAUACAGAGAAGCACAGAGAUAGCCCUUCCCCACCUGCUGAUGAGAUGAGCAAAGCAGACGAGUCAACUGUUUCCGAGUCUACCCUUGAGGAGGAGAAAAAGUCACCUGUGCCACCCAAGGAAAGUAUUCUCAAAGCAGAGCUAACUGGUGAAGAUCUGUCCACCCUCCACCCAAACUACCACCAUUCAAAAGAUGCAUCUGAUGAACACAACUAUGUAGCACGGAGCAAAGUGAAAGACAAACGACUCGGAGAGCAGCUGAGGAUAGAAAUUCCGAUGGAGCCCCACGAAUCUGAAGACAAGAAGCCAGUAAGGAACACGAGAUCCUCAUCACGACUGAUCAGCCCAGACCUGGCCAAGUUAGAGCAGCGGACGCCGGCAGUCAGUCCUGCUGACGACGACAUGAUCAAGGGCCCGUUGUCCUCAAGUUCGUCAACAUCCUCCAAACUCAGCCCAAACACAAUCACCCCCAGGGCUGGCUUGAAGAGAAGGAGACAGGAGUCUGAAAGCAGUGCCGCCUCUAGCAUAAGAGACGACCAGGACGAAAGCAGUCCACCCUUGUCGGACAGACCUGGGAAAAGAAAAUGCUCUGAAAACGCUGCAGAACUGAUAAAGGCUUGCAUGGGAGUGGAUGACACGCCCAUCAAGAAGCUGCUUACAACGGCACAUUCUGUUAAAGAGGAGAAAAGGAGUCCUUCAUCUUGUAGUGAUGCUAGUGAGAAGAGGGCAGCUAUGAGAACCAGACGAGGUGGCUCGUUGGCAGCAGGAGAGUCAUCGGAUGACGACCAAUACUUACCAGAUGUGCCAAACAAGGGUAGGCAAAGCAGGCAGAUAAACAAAGAAGACAGGACAGGUGCCAAAACGCCCCUAAGAACUCCCAGAUCAGCAAGUAGAGACGAGGAAAAAGUUGGAAGAUUGAAUCACAGAACAGCUGCAGUCAAGGUGGUCAGCGUAUCAGGCACCACCGCACAAGGAACCUUACUCACCACUCAGCCACCUGAAAAGCGAUCCAGGGUCGAUACACCUCCGCCUGGGUCAUCUGAAACUCCAACCAGACGAUCCAACAGACAGCAAGCAGCCGCAGCGACCACAGUCAAAGCAGUGAUACAACAGCAGCAAGUAGAGCCCUUGGCCAAGUCUAGGGAAACGAGGGGUGCCUUAAGAACAGUGCGGGAUGAAAAAACAACAGCGCCCAGCCCAACCCCAACAGAGUCUGCAAACACGAGAAGGAAAACGCGGAGUGCUAAGGCUGCAGGUUACUGAAAGUCUCUUGUUGAGUGGAGCAGUGCAACACAUUCCAUCUAAACGAAAAAGAGGAGCUCUACACGAAGCAAGUAGAAUGAGCUGAAGGGAUUUCACUUCAUUUUCUUUUCAAAAGUACAAAUCAGUCCACAGUAUGUUAAAUUUGUGGGUAGGAGGGAGCGCUGUAUAGAGAGAAUUGAAUGACUUUUUGUUAUGUAAUUUAUAUUUGAUUAACAACUUCAUUUUUGUGUACAGCUUUGAUAAUUUAUACGUGGUCCAUAGAAGAGUAUGUAAAAAUAAUGGUCGUGUGAAUAUCAGAAACAAAGUGGAUAAGAAGAAGAAAACAGAUGUAAUAACACAAGAGAGACAGAAAAAUACCUAGUGGCGGUAGAAAAAUUUAAUACAGUUGUUCUUUUACAUUGUAACAAUAAUACAGGGGAGGCGUUUUUUUUUCAUUUGGAGUCUGUUAUUAGUUGAUGGCUUCAGUGUUUCUGCUAUAAAUGAAAAUUGAGAAAUCUCAUUCGAGAGAUAUUUUGCCUUUCUACCUUGCCAUUUACGAAAUGAGGGAAAGCUGCUCUGUUAAUAUAAAAAUUGGCUUUUUAAGUGUAAGUUGUUACCAACAUGCAUAAUAACACAUAGUUAAUGUCCAGUUGUUAUCAUAAAUAUAUUCUAUUAAAUACGAAACACGACUCAGUGUUGGUCGGCAAGUGUGCGUGUGGUGGUGAGAUCCAAGUUCCGGCCCUUAUUGCCCUCACUCACGGGUCUCGCAAAACAAAAGUCAUUCAAACGCAUGUUUAGUUUUCGACAAGUGCAAUCAAAUUGCUCUUUUGGUUUUCUUUUUUGUUCGUGUAAGCGAGUCGACAGAGUCCCUUUGGAGGGCUGCUGGGGACAGGGCCUGGCUUUUAUUUUGAAUGAUGGGCACACUCAACAAAAUUCGAGUGGCUGCUGAACAACUGAUGAGAAUGGACAUCGUCUUGGAAAUGAAUCCACUAUUUUAUGUUUGUGCAAAACAUACACACUACAUGGCAAACUGAUAUGUAGUAGAGUGAUUGUGUCUUUUGAGUGGAAAAAAUACACACACGCAUUGUUGUUUUUAAUUAGUGGGUUAUUAUACUUCAUGCGUAAAAAAAUUAUAAAUACGAAUUAUUAUCAUCACUGUUGUCCUAAUUAUGUAAAUAAUUAAUAUGAUAUGUAAAUAUAUCUCAUUUUUCUAGA